UUUUCUUCCUUAUUUUCAUGUUUUUAGACUUGUAUGACAGAACAUUUAUAAAGAUGUGUUAUGUUUUUUUUCUGUUGGCAAUAAUAUGUUGUAAAAGUUCUUUGAAAAUCCAUGAUAAACCUGGCUCCUCCGUACACAGGAGAGUCCUGUAUCAGGAAGGAGGAGUUUCCUGUGGGACAGGUAGAAGAAUCUCACCAGCUAUCUGAUGUUACCUUCUUACCUGUAUAGAAAGGAAACUGAAAGUGAUAUAGAAGUUCCCAGAGCAGCUAUCGCCUCUCUCAUGUCACUUGAGUUCUGAACGGAAGAGAACUUCACAACAUCAUGAAAAUGAGGACAUUUUCCCCCAGAAAACAGGAAUAUAAAAGAAGAAUCAUGGAUACAAGACUUCAGAUCAACCAGAGACUAGCACUGUGGAGUGACAGUGUAACGGAACAAAUAUCUGGAACCAGAAAGACAUUGUCAGAUCCAAGCCAGCAGAACAGAAAUGGAUAUCAGGCUGGUGGUGUUGAGCAUUUUACUGGUUGCAGUAAGUGGGCGCUUGCACAGGAGACUCUGCCCGAAAUCCCGCUAUUUAUCAGUGACGUCUUCUGACAUAACAACACUAAAGGAGCUGCAACACGAUCAUGAAAAGAACAUGUCUACCAACGCAAUGAGAUGCUACAGAAGAAUGCUGAGACACAAACCAUCUGUAUGUGACCUUACGCAGAGGGAUCGUCUCAUCCUGACCCUGGAGCGGGUGUCACUAACAGUUGAGGUUCUAACGAAUAUUUCUGUGUCUGCUCAGGAUGAAUCUGUAAAACAGGCACUUAUGGUUUUCCUCAAACUGAAAGAUGAUCUGCUGGUCUGUAGAGGAUCUCCAGAAUACAAUGAGCCCACCUCACCCGAGCUGAAGCUGUGGCUACAUCACCUCCAACAUUUUAAGGAGGCAGCAUCUCCAGAUUGUGUCCAGGAGGCUGUAAUACUUAGUCUUAUCCCUCUGAGAGUGGAAGAUGUGACAUGUUGGGCUCUCAACCACUAAACUCCCUACUGUAAGCACAGAUAAGUAUCUAAUGCUUUAUAUGAACAUGUUAGAACCAGGAAGACCAUCAGGAUUAAGAAUAAGACGUAAAGGAUGGACUUUUUCAACAUAGACAUAUUUUUCUAUA
Messenger RNA from Rana temporaria (common frog), 1145 nucleotides. Its product is annotated as interferon lambda-3-like. Gene Ontology annotation, molecular function: cytokine activity. The record is from RefSeq and is a predicted model, not a curated record. Gene Ontology annotation, biological process: positive regulation of immune response; cell surface receptor signaling pathway via JAK-STAT; defense response to virus. NCBI's taxonomy places the organism in Eukaryota, Metazoa, Chordata, Amphibia, Anura, Ranidae. Bases 485 to 1018 code for a protein of 177 amino acids. The transcript has a single exon.